Larimichthys crocea (large yellow croaker) is the source of this 1162-nucleotide messenger RNA. RefSeq names its product vascular endothelial growth factor A-like. Gene Ontology annotation, cellular component: membrane. The transcript has 7 exons. Gene Ontology annotation, molecular function: chemoattractant activity; growth factor activity; vascular endothelial growth factor receptor binding. The record is from RefSeq and is a predicted model, not a curated record. Gene Ontology annotation, biological process: positive regulation of endothelial cell proliferation; positive regulation of protein phosphorylation; response to hypoxia. The coding region runs from base 76 to 585 and encodes 169 amino acids. NCBI's taxonomy places the organism in Eukaryota, Metazoa, Chordata, Actinopteri, Sciaenidae.
CUGCUGCUCAGACUUCUUCCUCUUCUUACUUAGUGACCGACCAGAGACCAGGGGAGGUAACUUGUCUUUGGCAACAUGCAAAGCUUCAUCGGAAUAUCGCACUUUUUAUUGGCUCUUCUGCUGCAGCGGGUACCUGCGCAGAUUUCACACCCUCCAAAAGAGACUCACACCAAAGUAAUGACGUUCCAUGAGGUGUGGGUGAAGAGCAUGUGUCGGCCCAUGGAGCAGCUGGUGGAUGUGGAGCAGGAGUAUCCUGGAGAAGUGGAGUACGUCUACAUGCCUGCCUGUGUCCCACUUUGGCGAUGCUCUGGUUGCUGUGGGGAUGACAAUCUGGAGUGCCAGCCUACCCAUGAACGGAACAUCACUCUGCAGGUGAUGAGGCUUAAUCCUAUGAUACAUUUACACCAUGUGGAACUCACAUUUGUGGAGCAUCAGAGUUGUGAAUGCAGGACCCGUCAGAAACCUCAAAAUAAUAAAAGCAGCGUUGAGUCUAUCAGGAACAGACCUCGGAGGAGGAAGCAAAAGAAGACGGCGAACGACUGUGGCAAGUGCCAGUUCCCUCAAAAUAAGAUAAAUCUUCACUGAUUCACACAUCUGUCCAAAGUUUGAUUUGGACUGAUUUGGAGUGAUUUUGGAGUGCAAUAGCACAUCUGUAACUGAUCAUCCAACUAUUUAUCUAUCAUUCAUAUAUCUUUUUCCUCAUCCAGAUCAAUCCAUCAAACAUCAGACUUUCCAUCUUGUCCGUGACAUUCUUUUCUUCUCUUUUGAUUCAGCUUCAAAGAAAACAACCAUAUUGGCAAUCUCCUUUGGCUAUAACUGCUGUUUUUUGUUGUUUAACUAAUGUCCAUUUUGAUUAAAAAAAAUCACAGCUGCUUUUGUGUACGAUUUUAAAAACAGACAGAGGAUUCGACAGAUUCAGAAUAUUUACAGAGAUAAUUGCUACAACUUUAUCAGGAUCUAUCGACCCUGAACUGUUGAUUUAUUGUCAGAUCAGUGACAACAUUCACAGAGAGGCCAGAGACCUUCUCCACGACUUCAUGUUCAUUGUGACUUUUGAAGACUGACUCCUAUUAUAAUAUUUACACAAUCUAUGUGACUUGUUGUAAAGUGUUAUUUACUCUUGCCUGGGACAUGAAAUAAAAUUUACUCCAAAUAUAAGGAA